AUGUUCAAACGGGCCAUGUCGAGCACUCCCAUCACGGACGCAAUCCGCCGCAAGGUGAGCGAGGCAUUCCGGCCUACUGUGCUAGAGAUCGAGAAUGACAGCCACAAGCAUGCCCACCACGCCCCCAUGCGGGGAUCGACGAACAUCGCCGAGUCCCAUUUCCGGCUGGUGAUUGUCAGCGACCAGUUCGAGGGCAAGAACCUGCCGGCGCGACACCGGAUGGUGUACAGCUUGCUGGACGAGGAAAUGAAGCAGGAGAACGGGGUGCAUGCACUGCAGCUGACCACGCGGACCCCGAAAGAGUACCAAUAA
Molecule: messenger RNA, 312 nt
Organism: Wickerhamiella sorbophila
Lineage: Eukaryota; Fungi; Ascomycota; Dipodascomycetes; Dipodascales; Trichomonascaceae
Exons: 1
Coding region: 1-312 (103 amino acids)
Source: RefSeq, a predicted model, not a curated record